AAAGAACUUGGGAAGUAAGGAAAGCAAGCAUCCAAUCCAAUAUGUGCAGUGCAGACACUGACACUGACACUGUUGCGUUACAGUGCAACCCCACCAUAAAGUCAUAUCCUCCAUUUUACAGCAAACCCACAUCACUCAAAUAAAAUAUGAAGAAAAUACUUACUAUAAAUGAUUGCAAUAUUCAGAGGAAACCGUAAAUCCGAUCGCGACGAUGGAUAGCGAAGCGAAUCAGAGAUGGAUAAAGUAUUACUCAUCAGCCCACGCUAUACUCUUAGUUGGCGAAGGCGACUUCUCCUUUUCGCUCUGCUUGGGGAAGACUUUUGGUUCUGCCACUAACAUUGUCGCCACUUCUCUCGACUCUUACGAUGUAUUACUCAACAAUUACAAGUACGCAUUAGCCAAUUUGGUGAUACUGGGAAUCCUGGGGGCGUCCGUGUUGCAUGGAGUGGAUGCAACCCAAAUGAUGACUCAUCCUGAGCUCCGCUGCAAGAAAUUUGACCGGAUUAUUUAUAACUUUCCUCAUGCUGGUUUUUACGGGAAGGAAGAUAAUCCAGACAUGAUGAUGAUGCAUAGAGAACUUGUCCGUGGUUUCUUACAGAACGCAUGCAGCAUGCUGGAUGUUAAUGGUGAAAUUCAUGUCAAUCAUAAAACGACAGCACCCUUUGACAGCUGGAAAAUUGAGGAUCUGGGAUCUGCGUGCUCAUUAGUUUGUAUCGCGCAAGAUGAAUUCAGAAUAGAAGACUAUCCAGGGUAUAAUAACAAAAGGGGAUCCGGUUCCAGAGCUGAUGAGCCGUUUCCGCUAGGCGCUUGCAAGACCUAUAGGUUCAGACUCUGCCCCGUUGCUGUUAAUUGUAUGAUGAUGAGGAACCUGCGUUUGAUGCCUUGGAUGUUGAGGACUCCUGUUGGCGUGCAAGUGCAACAGCAGGCUCCAAUGGCUCCUUUCACAUCACAGAUGUUUCCAACUCCUCCUCUCGUCGUGCAGCGCCAGCCUUUGUUCAUGCCAGUCUAUGACGGUGGGGCUGCAUUGCGAUGCCAUGAAAGUAAGUGCCGCAGGAUAUAUGGGAGAUAUUUGAACCACGCACAUGCAGAGGAAACAUUUGGAGACACCAAUUAUGAUGUGCAGAGUUCAGUCGAUGCGGCCUUGCCGCUUGGUCAUGAGAUGCACGUGAGCAACGCAGUGCCGGGGAGGCCGUGGAGUGGCAAUUUGGAAGAAGUUCAGCAUUUGAGCAUUUCAAGAUCGGAACGUCUGAGGCAGAUGGUGUUUCGUCAUGGCUUGAGCUAAAGUUGCUGGGGAAAUUCAUCUCUCAACUUUGUUAGUUUCCAUCUACACAACUCAUGUAAUUACCAACUGCAUUUCAUAUUUUUAUCACAACAUUUUUAGAUAAUCGAUCAUAUGGUUUGAGAAAGUAAUAGUACUAUGAUUCUCCCUAAA
Messenger RNA from Salvia miltiorrhiza (redroot sage), 1432 nucleotides. RefSeq names its product heavy metal-associated isoprenylated plant protein 41-like. Lineage: Eukaryota; Viridiplantae; Streptophyta; Magnoliopsida; Lamiales; Lamiaceae. Gene Ontology annotation, molecular function: rRNA (uridine-N3-)-methyltransferase activity. Gene Ontology annotation, biological process: rRNA base methylation. The record is from RefSeq and is a predicted model, not a curated record. Bases 212 to 1282 code for a protein of 356 amino acids. The transcript is spliced from 3 exons. Gene Ontology annotation, cellular component: cytoplasm.